GGCAAAAACAAGAAAAAACUGCCCCUUCAGACUAGAAAAUGCGCCUUUUUUUCUGAGCCUGAUUGUGUUCGCACCUUGGCCACUUGGAGGCAGUAUGGUGCUUCGUAGAGAAGCACAGACACUCCGCGCAACAGUAAAAGUAGACGGUUGUAAAGUCCCGCUAACAUUUUGUUGGUAGUAACUUGUUUUGGCAGCGUACAGAGAAUAUGGCUGUAAGAGUCAUUAUAUUUCUUGUCUAUGAACAUUCCCAAGGCUUCUGUAUUUCGUUUUCGACUUGGACAGAGUUGGAUCACGUCGUCCCGUCAGAUGGCGUUUUGCCUGGCUGAGCUCCACUUGUGGUCCACCAAGAGUUCCCUCCAAGUUCAAGACACAGAUAUUGGCACGUAUCAGUACUACAAUAAAGCAAAGCCAGCCAAUCACCAGGAGCAUCACUAUUUCAAUGAGAAAGUCCACUUUACUGAAGCUCGAGGCUACUGGUGGACCCCCGCCAACCGUCGUCCGGAGAGGCUCCGCGAUUCGCUGAAGGAGCUGGAGGAACUGUUGCAGACCAACACCUGCGUUCACACCAGAUGGAGGAACACACAUUGUUGCCAGCUGCUACUCAGCAGUGGCAUACUGGUAACCUUGACCCUCAGUGGACCCCAACUUGAACAAGUAUGCAUCGACCGAGCGUUAGUGGGGCGACUGCCAGGUGACACCGUGACUGAGGCGGUUUUGGGCGACGGGCUGCUCGUGUUGUCCUUUCUGAAGCAAAGUCAAUUGGCCGUCGUCUUCCUCAACAAGAAGAACAGGGACAACACCCCAGAAAGUGGAAGGGACGCAGAAAAGAUUUCGCCUUCAACAAUCAAGGUGACAAGUGUUGAGGUGCCAGGGUGGGCGCAUCGCACCCAUCAAGGCCUGGCACUAAACUGGACGCAGGACAUGGCACUGUGUUGGUGGAGGUCCAGUGAUCAUGAUGAGGGGCUGUGGCCCUGGACCUCCAAAAACGCACAUGGGAACAACCUGGUUCUGCUCGGCUGCUCGGCCCUGGAAAGUCUCAAGGUUUUGAGUUCCAUGCAGACAGAAGGCGAUUUCCUGGUUUGCACCUUCAGCAAUUUCCAACCCAAUCAGCUGCUAACGGUGGAAGCACCCGCAGGAUCCCAAAACUCCAGAGAGGCAUCCUGGGCUAGAGCUUGUAUGUACGAUUACGGCAAAGGACGCCUGCAGCGUGUAUCCGCCAUCCGCAUCACGCUGCCAUCCCCACCCGUCUGCUGUGUGCACCACCCCGGCGAAACCAUGCUCCUCUUGAGCCUCGCUGACUCUUCCCUUGUGCUCUACGACCACCGUCGGGGGGUCUCCCUGCGGGCCUCAUGCCCCGCUCCACCUACUCUCCUGGCCUGGCAUCCGGCUGGAGCCUUUGUUGCAGUGGCGGCGGCAUCCGAUCUGAUGUUCCUGGACGUAAGCUUGGCGCCCGUCAAGGUGGCGCCACUGGGUGAGGAGGUGUCCCCCGCCGCUGUUCUCCAACUGGGACGGCACCUUCUCUGCCCUGGAUCCAUGCAGAUACUACAGUGGGCCACGGGUCCUGAAGGAGGCACCAAUGAAGUGGACACCCUAAUGCUGACCUUCCAUGGGGGACUCUUUGGAGUCUUAAAGUUACAACUGGGGGUCCUGAGCGGGGAUCAUCUGGGCCCGGUGCCUGUCCUGCAGCAGCGUCUCCGUCUUUGUCAAGAGCAGGAGGCUGUGAGCGUUCUGGAGGCCAUGGACUGGAGCAGCGCACCUCAGCAGUGCUGGCGAGGCCUGAGUGCCAUCAUCAACCACUUGCUAAAGUUGCCUCUGGAUGCACAAACCGAGGAGCAAUUAGAAGCUGCAUUGGCAACCUUUUACAACCCUCCCGCACCGCUUCCCGAUAGCGUGAUGGCAGACUAUAAGGAGCCCGUCCACAAAUACUCCAGACGCUUCUUCCACCACCUUGUCAGACACGAUCGUUUGGAAAAGGCCUUUCUACUCGCUAUUGAUUUGCAAGACAAAGAUCUUUUCAUGGACCUCCAUUACGUGGCCGGCGAUAAGGGCGAGCUGGUGUUGGCGGAGGUGGCCAAGAGGAAGGCCCAGCAAGUGGCUGAGGUGCGCAGCGAACAGGAAAUAAUCACUGUGAUUAACCGGAGAGAUGAUGAAGAUGCUGUAAGAGCGCAGAACACUUCUUCUGCAUUGGAAUUAAAAGGCCAGUAUAUAUUAGAACCAUCGCACUCAACUACUCCUAAAAUAACCCUGAGACAAGGAAGAUAAAUGAGUUGGCUGCAAUGAGGACAGCAUCCUUCAACUGUUUUAUUCUGGAUGUGCUUGCCCACUCAGGUUCAUCCACUCAAUCAGGCUCGGAGUGGCUAAUCGGGAGGAUCGGGACGAAUCCCGGCUGGCCAGGAUGGCCGGUCCGGGUUUUACACAUUUUUAAUACUAAUGUAAUUUUUGUUUGGUAUUUAUUCAUGACAGUGAGUAUUCCUUACAUGCUGUUACCGCUGUCCCUGUGGGCCGUCUUCAGACUCAUCCUGACGUGAGCGGGCGAAAAAUAAAACAUACAGCUCCCCCCGCUAUUCGGAGUCGGUUUUGAGCCAAAUGAGCUACUAGCUCGGUGCUCGGAUCAUGGAUAAAAGUGCAAGGGUGGAGCCGAAAAAAUAAGAAUUACAAAGAGAAAAGCGCUUGUAAAAGAAGCUGAAAAAUGUGCGAAAAUAGCUUUUUUUUUUUAAAACACUAGAACUACCAAGGGUGGAUCAGUUGAUACAAAUCACUUUUGUAACCAGAGAAGGGUCAUCUGAUCCUAAUCAGCAUUUCUUUUGUGAGCAUUGAGGUCCUCAUUACUCAUUCCCAUUCACACUCACAAAACUACAGGCUUGAAUUGCUCCAAUUAGCAUCUUGAAUGUUUGCAGGGCAGGGCUGCCUUGACUUUGUCGGACAAUGGACCGCUCAGGCAGGCAAUCGGGAGGACAACCUUUUUACAUGUUCCAAAAAAUGUAUGAACAAAAUUUGUGAAGAGGUCCUGCUGUAUGGAAGCUCCCCCAGACUUAUAGCUUGUAACUCAAGUGAAGUGUGGCGUCUACAUGAUAUUUGUAUACUGGCAUGAAUUGUGCAGUUGUGUUGAAUGAAUGCAUGUUUCUUUGUUACAGUUUCACAAAGUUAAACAAAUUACUUCAUAUAAAAACAAGAAAAGACCAAGCCUUGUGUUUUAUUUGGAGGACAUUAGAUGUUAGUCACCUGUUGGGCAGUCCAUACGGAAAGACACUUUUUUUGGCCAGUACACUUAAAUAUUUUUUUAUUUUUUAAAGAGCUAAAAAGUAACAAACUAAUCCAGAAAUACAAUGGCAUGUCCAAAAUAAACAAAAUAUACACGUUUUAUCCUAGCAACACUCCCAGAAAAAGAGGACGUGGAAGUACUGUAAGAAGUUUGGAACUUUUGUUCAAAUAUUUUUUUUAAUCUGUAUUGGAUCGACACUCUUUAUCGGGAAAUUCUCAGAAUCAGGUGCCUUGGAUGCGUGUGCAAAAACAUGCAAUCGAGACAUCCCUGUUUUAUUCAUUUAAUUAUUUAAACCUGUCCUGUUCAGCUGUUUGACACGGAGAAUGGAAGUCUAAGAUGGUCUGAACAGUUUUAAUGUUUCACAUUGAGAGUCUGACAUACUCCCAUUGUGAUCAUUCAACAUACCUCGUUCAUUAUGAGAAAGCAGUGAACAGGAAGGGGUUAUGGGGGAACAGAAGAAAAGAAAUACAAGAGAAGAAAGAAAAGAAACAUAAACUACAACAAGAAAUACA
Molecule: messenger RNA, 3774 nt
Organism: Corythoichthys intestinalis (scribbled pipefish)
Lineage: Eukaryota; Metazoa; Chordata; Actinopteri; Syngnathiformes; Syngnathidae
Gene: wdpcp
Product: WD repeat containing planar cell polarity effector
Exons: 17
Coding region: 238-2262 (674 amino acids)
Biological process (GO): cilium organization; establishment of protein localization; nervous system development
Cellular component (GO): axonemal basal plate
Molecular function (GO): protein binding
Source: RefSeq, a predicted model, not a curated record